AUGCCUGCAGGACUACAUGAUGCCACCCAGCUGGCCUUUCCUGCUGGUCUUUGCAGUGUUGGCAAGCGCGUUGCUGGUGGUGGGCAAUUUCAUCUUCCCUGGCAAGAAGGACGGCUUGAAACCACCGGUCGCAGUUGUGCCAGACUGAGAAAGUCUCACGCCGAGGGAUCUCUACAACAUUUCCGCCAAUACGCUGCUGCCUUAGUCGCCAUGUUUGCAUCGUCGUGGCAAACGCUGGAUCCGGAUGAUCCCAACAUCAAGGGAAAGAACUGGGAGGCGGUUGAGAAGGCACUGCGACAAAGAGAUGCCUUUGCUGCGUCACUGAACGGUCAUGACAUUGACGCCACGGAACCCCGGGGUCCGACUUUCGAGGAGCCUUGCAAUCCCUUGUACAGCACCUUCCCGUGGGAAGAGAAGGUGGAUGAUUUCAACAAACCAGCAUCCUGUAGCCACAAGAACUGGAAACAUCAGUGCUUGAAGUACAAGCUGGGCACGCAAUGCGCCACACUUCAGAUGGACGCAGGUGAUGGCGAGAAUGGCCUCAAUCCAGCGAUGCUGGACGCAUUUCAGGAUGCCAUCAUGGACCUUCAGGACAGGAGUGAGGUUCGAGUGGUCAUUCUAAAGUCAACUGGGAAGUUCUUCUCCAAUGGCUUCGACCCGAAGCACCUCCUUGCUGAGUCCAGCAUGUCCGAUGAGGACAUCAUUGCAUUUCAGAUUCAAUACGCCAAGAUCCUUUACUUUUUGCAGAGCCUGGUGGCUCAGAGCCGUGGCCAGUUAGUAACCGUCGCGGGUAAUGUCAGCCGCAUCGUGCAGCUCCCUGGUGAAGCAACAAGGUGGGCCGUUUGGGCGUUGCCAUGUCAACGAG
This is a messenger RNA of Cladocopium goreaui, 865 nucleotides long. NCBI's taxonomy places the organism in Eukaryota, Dinophyceae, Suessiales, Symbiodiniaceae. The record is from the annotation of a GenBank genome assembly.